This is a messenger RNA of Pelodiscus sinensis (Chinese soft-shelled turtle), 7872 nucleotides long. It is a transcript of the gene TDRD15, whose product is annotated as tudor domain containing 15. The record is from RefSeq and is a predicted model, not a curated record. NCBI's taxonomy places the organism in Eukaryota, Metazoa, Chordata, Testudines, Trionychidae.
CGCGGCUGGCCGGCGCGGCGCCAUGUUGCUGCCUCUGGGUGGAGUCCGCCGGCCGAUCUCCCGCUGUGCCUCAGGCGCCCUGAGCGGCCGUUAGCGCCCGUCCGACUCCGGUUAUUUUUCUAAAAAGACAUGUGAAGUACAUUAUAAAGAAUAACACAUCUGCAGCUAUACUAAAAGCUAUAAUUCCAUCAAAAGAGACAAUGGAUUCUUUGUUUCCAUCACCAAAAUUUUUAGACAUGGAUCUGAAAAUAACUCACAUUCAGUGCCACCCAAAGGAAGUGCUCGUGACAUUUCAGGGCAAAUAUAAGGCCGAAUGUGACUUCGAUUACCACAUAUUGCAAAAGGAAAUACAACAUGUAUCCAAAGUAAAGGAAAGCAUUGGUAUUGGCGAGUUUUGUUUGGUGGAGGACACAAAUGGAGAAUGGCAUAGAGGAAGAGUUCUGGAAAAGAAAGAAGAAAUCUGUAAAGUGUUUCUCAUAGACAUUGGAGAAGUGCUAAAAGUUAAUGAAAUGCAUGUUGCUUCUGCUUGUGGUGAAUUGUUCCAGCUGCCUCCAAAAGUAGUGUGUGGUGUAUUUGCGAACAUACUUCCAUUUGGAGAAAAUUGGGGUCCAAAAGCUAUAAAUUAUUUUUCUUCUCUAAUAGGAUUACAGAUUAAAGGUCACGUUCAAGCAAUUUUACCAUGCCAGUUGUUUCUCCUUGAAGUACCAAAAGUCACUAGUGAUGUUCUAGAACUGCAGUUAGGAAAACUUGUUGAUAGAGAUUCAUUUCAUCUUAUUGUAGAAAUGUUAAAAGAAUUACCCCAACAGCUCCUUUGCAAACAAAUGCCAGAUUUGCUGCAACAGAAAUACACAAAGCCAGAUAUAUCCUCUUUCAGCAAUGCUGAAAAUCUACCAAUUCAGACAAUUCUGGAUAGAUUCCUGCCUUCUUUAUCUAUUGGCAGUAUAGAGAAGUUAAAAAUUACUGUUGCAAUCAGUCCAAGCAAAUUUUAUUGUCAGAUACUAAAAUGGCAGAAAAGGCUAGAAGACAUGACCACAGCAAUGACUUUGCAUUAUGAAGCUCUCAGUAGGGAAAAUAUUCCAUCUUGUGAUAGUUUUGGAACUCUCUGUGCUGCAAAAAGACAAAAAGGACAGUGGCACCGGGGAGUGAUACAGCAGCUCCUCUCUGAUGGCCAAGUAAAGGUCUGGUUCAUGGAUUUUGGCAACAGUGAAGCUGUUCCUUCCAAUCAUGUUCUGAAACUUCAUCCCAAAUUCACUUCCUUACCUAUGAUUUCAUUUCAGUGUGCGCUGUCAUGUUUCAAUGAUCAGAGUGAAGCUGUAAGAAAUUCUCAGCUGAAAGAAUUUAAAUGGGCCUUGCUAGGGCAGAGUGCUGUGUAUGCCAGCAUUGAUUUAUUCAAUGCCAAUGAAUGUUUGUAUUAUGUUACAUUACAUACUCAAGAAUCUGAUGUUAAUGCUAAAUAUCCACAACAGAUGAAUGAGGUAGCUGAAGCAGGUUUCCUAGUUUCUAAAACAACUGUCACUAAUACACUUGGAAACAUCAAAGCUUAUGAAGAGAUCUGUGUUUCAGUUGAGAGCUUUAUUGGGAACACAGAACAAGUAGGAAACUGCUUAAUUGAAAAGGACCCUUUAUCAAUAUCUUGCAAAACAGUAGAAAUGAAAAUAGAUUCUGUUAAUGUUGGUUUUGUUGAGUACGUGUUGAAUCCAUCAAACUUUUGGAUUCAAACUGAUGACUAUAACAGUGAGUUUCAAGCCUUGAUGAAAAAUAUUGCAGAGGUUUAUAACAGAUAUGGAAUUUAUGAUAAGAUUGUGGAAAGGGCACUUAUCACUGAGGUUGGAGAUGUAAACAUUAACGUUUAUUUUUUGGAUUUUGGAAAUACAGAUACCAUACCCUUUCAUGAUGUGAAAAUUUUGCUUCCAGAGUUCUGUAAAUUACCAGCACUUGCCAUGCAUUGUUCACUUGCUCAUGCAUUUCCCAUUGAGGAUAUAUGGGUUAAAAAAGAAACGGAUUUCUUUAAAAAAGUUGUAUUUGACAAAUCACUCUUGUUUUAUGUCAUUGCAAAGCAAAAUGGUAAGUACAUUGUUAAUGCACAGUUUCUGAAUGGCUUGGAACAAAUAGAUGUUGUCACACUUAUGGUUCAAGCUGGAUAUGCUGAGUAUUGGGAAGUGAAACCAGAUUCUCUUUUGAAUUUUGUGAAAAAUUCCAAAGGCCUAAAUUCAAAAAAGAAAAUUAAAAAAUAUAUAAACACACCAGGUGCAUUAAUUAUACCUAAAAGUAAAGUAUCAGCAGUGAGAAAUAUCUAUCAAAACAAACAGUUAUUAAACUCUUUUUCUGUGGGAAGAGAGUCUCUUGAAUCUUUGCCAAGUUGGGAAAGUACUCUUUCCAAAAAGCACCGUGUAAUAUCUGGGAAAAGUGACCCUAUUAGCUCUUACAAAGAGUUGUCAUUUAAACCAGGAACAGUUCUUGAUGUCAAAUGUUCUCAUAUUAUUUCUCCAUCUUAUUUUUUAUGUCAGUUGCAAAGCAAAUUACCAGAACUAAUGAAUUUAAUGGAGCAAAUUCAGAGUUAUUAUGAAGUGCAUAACAAUCCUUAUAAAACUGGACAGAUUGCCUGUGUUGCAAAACACUCCAAGGAUGGGAAGUGGUACAGAGCGACUGUUCUGAAACAAGUAUCCAAAAAUGAAGCUGAUGUGAUAUUUGUAGACUAUGGUAAUCAGGAAAGAGUUCUACUUAAGGAUCUUCAAGCUAUUCUUCCAGACUUUCUAGCUUUGGAAAGUCAAGCAUUUAGAUGUAGUCUUAAGGUCAUAAAUGAAUCCUCACAGAUUUACCCAUUCAUUUGGACUAAAGAGACAUGUAGGGAUUUUGAAAACUUCAUUUCUGCUUGCAGAGGGCUAUUUACUUGUGUCAUUUAUGCUCUAAUUCUCAUAAGACCUAACUGCUUGUAUAACUUGGUUGAUUUACAGACUCCAUUUAUUGAUGCACAGCAGUUUCUCAUGGACCAUGGCCAGUCCCAACUUAAUAGAUUCACAGAAGUACUUAAACCAUCAGUUUUUCUGUAUAGUUUUUGCUACUCCUCUUUUAAUAUAAAAAUUGGAAGUGAAGAGGAAGUAUAUAUAACACAUGUAUACAGCCCAGCAAAAUUUUAUUGCCAGCUUAAUCGUAACACUGAAAUUAUAGAGAAAUUGAUGAAUAAGAUUGCAGAGAUUAGUAGCAUUCUAAACAGUUCAGAAUAUGACCCAAGCAAAAUACGAUUAUGCAUAGCCAAAUAUUUUGAAGAUGGUCUCUUUUACAGAGCUUUGGCAUCUUCCAUGGGAUCAUCGUCUUAUGUACUAGCCUACUUUGUGGACUUUGGGAAUAAACAGAUGAUAGAGAGAGACAAACUGAUGCCUAUUCCCAAUCAUGCCACAGAUUUGCUAUUAACACCCAUGCAAGCCAUUAAAUGUUAUCUGUCAGAUCUUAGAGAAAGAGAAAUUCCAGCUGAGGUCAAUAAAUGGUUUGAGAAGAAUUUCCUGGGUAAACCACUGAAGGCAGUAGUAGUAUCCAGAGAGUCAGAUGCUCAGAUUGGUGUGGAGCUGUAUGAUGGACAUAUCCAGAUAAAUCAGAAAAUUCUACAAUUAUUGUCUGAAAAUGGGAAAAAGUACACAGAAGAAUUGCGGAAUAUGAAAAGUUGUACAGAACAGUCUGUUGAAAACAGUAAGGUGCACAAAGCAAAGCCUUAUAAAGGUAAUAAAACAAAAGUUAAAAAUAUUGAGAGAAUUGCCUUGAAAUCUAAAAUAACUCAAGUACAUGAUAUAUCUUCUCAAACUUAUUUUCAAGAGGAUUUUGAGAAUAAAGAACAACCUGUGUUUUUUUCAGAAAAAUUGUAUAAUAUCCCCUUUAAACCACUGAUAUUCCAUGGGAAUAAAGAGCUAGUUUAUAAAAAUGUGAAUGUAUCUUCAGAACACACCAAGAAAAACGCAGAUGGAAAACUUACUCCUGAAUCCCUACUUUGCCCUGUGUUCAAUUUGCAGGAAAUCCCUGAAGACAUGACUGAAUAUUGCACCAACAAACUAGGCCAACAAGAAGGUAGAUUAAAUAGACCCAAAUACAUCAAUCUUCCUCCACAUAAUAUUGAGCUGAAUUCUGAGUUAGCAGGGUACAUUUCUAAUAUAAAUAACCCCUGUAGUUUCUAUAUUCAACUUGCAGAGGAUGAAAACAUAGUCAUUCAACUUGAAGAAGAACUAAAUGCUGGAAAAAUAAAUGUAGACCAUCAAAAUGACCCGAGUGAACUUGUGGCAGGGAAUCUUGUUUUAGCAGAAUAUGCAGUUGAUAGUUUCUUAUACAGAGCAGUUAUUAAAACUGUUACAUCAGGAAACUCCUAUGAGGUAGAGUUCAUUGACUAUGGUAACACAGCAGUUGUGAGUUCCUCAAAAAUUUAUAAAAUUAAAGGAAAGUUCUUAACUUUGCCUAGGCUCAGUAUCCAUUGUUUCCUUAGUAGAGUAAAAAGCACUCAUCCUGAUGGAAGCUGGAAUAGCAAUGAUAUGUUCUACUUUUCCAGAAAAGUAAAUAAUAAACAAAUCACUUGUGUGUUUUUGCAACAACAUGAACAACAGUGGGAGGUAGAUCUAAUUUGUGAUGGAAAGUCUAUGGUUAAUGAGUUAAUGAAGAGACAUGCCAGCUUAGGUUUACAAAACAUUCCAAUGCUAAAUAUGGAAACUAAAACAGAACAAGAACUUCCAGUCACAAAUGCAGAUCCUGAACAUAAAGAACUAACAAAGACAUCUAGAGCUCGGAAUAAAUACAAGGCUGUUGAAACUAAAAACACUUCUGAAAUUCUCUCUAAAAUCCCUAACCAAGAUCUGAAUCCUGGACAACUAGAAAGAGCAGAAAUUAUUCAGAUUUCAAAAUGUGGAAAUUUCUACAUAAAAUUAAUGAAAAAUGUGCAAGUAUUUUCAGAUUUAAAUGUAAUGGUUGCCAAAGAAGCAAAAAGAAACUCUUUGAUUGCAGUAGAAAAUAUUCAAGAAGGAUUGGAAUGCUUGACAAAAUCUAAAAGAACCUUGAAGUGGUACAGAUCAGAAGUGAAGCAACUUGUUAGUGACAAGAAAAUGUUAGUUUUCUUCAUGGAUCGUGGUAGAUGUGAAGUGGUAUCCUUGCACAAAACAAAAAUGCUCAGUAAUGAAAUCAGGAGCAUUCCUAAACAAGCUAUAUCAUGUAAAUGGAUUUCGAUUGAAAAUUCAGGUGAUAUGUCCUAUGACUGUGUGGUAAAUGCAAUUGCACAUCGUGAAGUAAAGUUCCGAUUUCUGAGAUACUUGCAAUCUUCUUGUAUCUGGGAAGUGGAUAUCUUAGUAGAUGGGAUUUUGCUUUUGGAAUAUUUGAAUCAGAUCUGUGGGCAAAGCAAGAUCAACAAAAUUAAUUGUUCAGAAAGUGCAAUUAAUGUGUGUUCCAAGACAUCUAUACUGUCUUUUAGAAUAAAUUCAGUUACAUGGGCACUUCUCCAAAGUGGUAAUCAAUACCCUGGAUUUGCAACUACAGUUACUGAUCCUUCACAUUUCUGCAUUCAAUUAGAAGACUUACUUGACACUAUGAAAACCUUAUUUGUGCUACUUUCUGACCUUCCUGAAAAUUUGCCUAGUUUGCCAUGGGAUCUUGUGACUCCUGGUACAAGUUGUUUAGUCAAGUUUGGGUUGGAAGCACAGUGGAACAGGGUAGAAGUUUCUGAAGUUUCAGAUCAGUCUGUUGUUCUUAUGUUUAUUGAUUAUGGCUUUCUUGCUUAUAUUCCCUACUCAGAUAUUGAUAAACUGAAAGUUGUUCCUGAAGAACUUACUUGUUUACCUCGAUUAUCUUACUCUUGCUCCUUAUCUGGUGUGAUUCCUGCUAAAGGAAAACACUGGAGUGAUGAAGCUAAACUUUUGUUUCAGGAAUUUCUAAGUAAACAAGGCUUGCUUUUUCAGUUUAAGCAAUAUGGUUCUGGAAUGAAACUAGAGGUAGACAUUCUGUGUGAGCAGAAUAAUCUAGCAGAUAACUUGGUGGCAGAUGGUUAUGCUGUCUACAGUAAAAAUACAUGCUGCCUUGUUGGAAUUGACAGUACAGAACCAACUGAGCCAGGCUCACAACUUCAAGGUAAAGCUCAGACAUCAUGGCUUCUGCCAAUUUCUGAACAAAAACAUAUCUUUACUGAAAGCACUUUCUUGCUAGCUGAAAAAGAGAAUCCCCAGCAGCAAACACCAAAUCUGCAACAUGAAAAUGUUGGUGCGGUUUCAAGAAGUUGUAUCAACAAGACAUAUUUUAGAAAACAGUUCAGGAAGAAACUCAGUUCAUAUAGGAAUGAUAAAAAUACUGCAAAAGAUGAACUUGAGUGUGAUAAAAAUGUAUUUAUGCAGUUUUUGAAUAAGACAUGCAACACCAUUGUCUUAGAAAGACUUACUGAAAAUCUGCCUCCAAAAGCAAUGAUUGAGACAUGUGACUCUGCUGACAUGAACACCAGAAUGAAGGAAAUGAAGAUUAGCAAAGAGAUGGCAUCAAAAGAAUGUUACAAUAAUACGGAAGGCUUGGAUAUUGUCAUGGCAUCUGAAAUAAAUAAAGGCCACGAAAACGUCUCAUCAUAUCAACUAGAAUUUAACUUCUCUCGUUGCCAUUGGUAAACUAUUCAAAAGAGGUCAAAGAUACUUUUAAAAUGCUAAAAUCCAUGACAGUACUCAGAUUAAACUACAGUAUCCUAUUAAUCUAAAAUCAAAAUUGGAGAGUUGAAAUUCACCAUUGUUAAUAAUAUAUGUGUAGUUUAUGAAUUACCAAUUGUGUUACAUCGGAGCUGAUCUUGCAUUCACUUGUGACUGUCUUAAAAAUCAUUUUCCUCACAAAGAAACUUGUUAUCGUUCCUUUAUAUUUAUAGUUAAUUUUGAAUUAUUUUCCUUUGCUUGCAGAGUUAGAUGAGUACAUUUUGAUUUUUAUCUGUUAACUUACUAAGUGUUUUUCAGCAAGUCCUGUGUCCUUUCAUUUUGUGUACUAUUAACUUCUACUACAAUAAAAAUCGUAUGGGCCAGAUUGUAAAAAAGUUGUUCCAUAUUUUAGAAAUCUGCUAACCUCAGUAGGAUUUAUUGUAGUGUACUAUUUGGUAUGAGAGCAGAUACCCCAUGCUGGCCUUAAAUAUUCAGGACCUUAUUCAACCCUUUGGAUGUCCACAGAGUUCUUCUUUAAUAUUUUUUUCAUUCAGAAAAUAUAGGCGCACUUGUAAGCAAAGGUAACCUUGAAUUUAAUGGAAGAAAAAGCCAACUUUUAUUUAACAACAACAACAACAAAAAAGACUGAACAAGAACUGGCCACAUCUCCAGCUCAAUUUCAUUGUUAAUUAUGGUAGGCUACUGGACUAUUUUUUGAAUAUUAGAGUAUUGUUAAUGUGGCCAUCUUUUUUCAGUUUCUUUUUAUGUUAUUCUAAAGCAAUGUCAACCAAAUAUUAUGAAGAGUAACAAAAUGACAACCACUGUUAAGCAGCAGUUCUAAAUAGGUAUAUAAAUUUCAACCAAAUAUUCUAGAAAUGGAAAGUUUGUCCGUUUAUUUAAAAGCUUGCCUGUUGUCUUUAGUCAUGCCUUGAAUGUGGAAAAGUGUAAUGUAAUAUAAAUAAAUAUGGGGGAAAAGAUCUCCCUUAUGUCCAAAUCAAAGACUACAACCAUUUUAGGGUUUAUGCCAUACCGUGUCAAAGCCUGUUCCAACAGACUACUUCAUAUUGUGUGAAUAUUGGAGCACCAUGUAGAGUAAAGAUGUGGGUGUACCACACAAUUGAAAGGAAUGGGAAACAAGCUGUAUGUAGAUUGGUGACACAUUUUUCAAUGAAGUAUGUAAAUAAAAGUGAUAUUACAAAAUCCCCUGGCUCAUACACUGUUGGCUGUUUUCUGUAGGUAAUAGGGG